AUGGGGAUAUUUACCAAGUGUCAGAUUACACUUGAACUUGGUACAAGUAUACAGUUUAAAAAGAAACAAGAAAUAAAGAAGAAAAUUACAGAAAAUGAUGGUAUUAUCUCUUAUAUCAUCACUAAAAAGACUACCCACCUUGUCGUGAGUAACCCAGAGAAGGCUGACACAUCAUACAAAAUGAGACAAGCCAUAAAGUAUGACAUUCCUGUCGUAUCCAUGGAUUUUAUUUACCAGUGUGUGGAGAAACAAAAACUACUUGAUCCUGAUCAAUACAUCGUCUAUGGAACUUCCCGGACUGGGGAAUUCAGUUCUGGAAAAAUUGUUGACCGAUAUGAAGUUGCUAAAAGUGCAGUUUUGUGCAGUCAGAGAAAGGACCACGAAAAUGGACAGACUAAUUUCUGCGUUCUUGAAAUACACAUUGUUCCAAUUGAUGAUAUUAAUGAUGAUAAGUCAGGUGACAGUUCCUAUAAAUAUAGAGUGUUUACUCAUUCUGGAAUUUUAGAUGAAAUGAAGAAUGAAGACUGUGGUUCAAAGGAAUGCCGUUAUUUUGAAAGCAGUGAUGAAGCUUUGGAUUGCUACACACAUCUGUAUGAACAACAAGAAAGUAAACCACAUAAUUUGAGGAAAACACAGAAAAUGAUUUCCAGAAAUAUUGGGUCUCGGAAAUUUCGAAAGGUAAUGUUAGAGAUGCAGGAGGGUUGGUCGUUGUCAUCAGGUGUUAGCGCUUUAGUAGAACACGUCUGGGAAGAAGCUACAGGACAGUUAGAAGAUAUUCUCUCAGUCAGUGUGGAAAGUCUGAAAACAGAAAACGUCGAAAAAGCUGAAGCUCUUCUACUGCAGUUGAAAAGAGCUUUAGAUAAUGUUUUAAGUGAUUCUGAGAUAAUGGAGUUAUCCAAGGAGUUUUAUAGUUUCAUUCCACAUAAAGAAGACUUUAAAGUGAUUAAUUCAAAAAGUGUUAUUGCAAAGAAACAAGAACUUUGUCAGCUGAUCAGAGACAUUGUAAGUGUGAGUGAAGCCACUGAUUGGUCAACUCGUAGUGACGUUGAAGCCAAGUACAAGGCAUUACGAUGUCAUAUUGAACACCUAGAAAAUGAAGAUGAUUCUGAAUAUAAAAACAUCAAAGAUUUAGUGAUAUCUAGUCAAAUCUGUGAUACAAAGAUAAAGAUUGAGAACAUCUAUGCCGUAGUCAGAUCUAUUGAAGAAAGUUUUUUUACACAAAACACUGGUAAUGUUAGGCUGUUAUUUCAUGCCUCUAAACCUGUUAAUUUUGUGGGUAUUUUAUCAAGGGGAUUGUUGUUACCCAGAGUUGUAGUUGAUGACUUUGGAGGAACUCGUACCGAUCCUGGAAUGCUCGGUCAUGGAAUCUAUUUUGCUGAUUCAUCAAGUACAAGUGCUAAAUACAGUUUACCAAGCACUAAAAGUGGAUGUAGAUUCAUGCUUGUAAAUGAAGUAGCUCUUGGCAGAUGUAAGGAAUUUAAUCAGUAUUGUAAAAACCUGACAGCAGCUCCUGAUGGAUUUGAUAGUGUACACGGAGUGAGAGGAACAAAACAACAAUCAUCAGAUUUUAAGGAUGAUGAAUAUGUGGUAUACAACACGAAUCAACAAAGGAUCCGCUAUCUGGUUGAGUUCACUCUUCCCAGCGACACUGUGAAAUCAUUAUCUAGCAGAUCAGUUACUUUUGGAGUAACUGAUGACUCCUCAUCAGAAUCCUCAAUUGAAUUGAAUGAUGUACAUUGCAUUUCUGAUCCAAUGAGCAAAGUGAAACCAGGUUUGGUAUCAACGAGUGACAGCCCAGUACCUUUGAAAUCUGUCAAUGUUAGGGCACGAAUUAUGGACCUUGUAGCGCAGGUUAUAGUAUUACAGGCUUACACCAAUGAAAACAGUGUAGCUAUAGAGGCCAAGUAUGUGUUUCCAUUAGACACCAUGGCUGCUGUGGUAGGGUUUGAAGCAUUUAUCAAUGGUAAACAUAUCAUAGGAGAAGUCAAGGAGAAAGAGACGGCACACAGAGAAUACAAAGAAGCCAUUAGUGAAGGACAUGGGGCAUAUUUGAUGGAUGAGGAAACACCUGAUGUAUUCACAGUCAGUGUGGGUAAUCUACCACCUAAGGCUAGUGUACUUAUUAAAAUAACCUACGUCACAGAGUUGUCAGUGGAUGGCGAAAAGAUCUUGUUUUUUCUUCCUGGUAGUGUUGCACCAUGGACCAAAGACACUGCAUUGUCUCAAGAAAUACAGAAAGAUGUCAAGACUGUUAAAGUUGAUAAAGUUGGUCAUGGUAGUGUGAGUGUACAAGCUUCAAUUGAGAUGCCUUUUGAUAUCAGGAAUCUGGAAUCUCCUACACAUGAAAUCAACAUCAAGCGUACUGCAACUAAAGCUGUGGUGGAAUUAGUGAAGGAUUCUGUACUUGGUGAUAGUUUCCAGUUGCUGAUUGGUUUAGCAGAGAUACAUGUACCAAGAAUGUGGGUGGAAAAACAUCCAGAUAAACAAGAUAGUCAGGCAUGCAUGUUGACAUUCUAUCCAGAGUUUGAGGCUGAUAGUGUAGCUGACUGUGAAGUGAUAUUUCUAGUAGAUUUAUCUAACUCAAUGAAAAGUUGUAGUUUAGAAGCCCAGAAAGUCAUUAUGUUGUGUGUUCUGAAUUUACCGGACACUUAUAGAUUUAAUAUUGUGGUAUUUGGAACAGCAUAUGAUGAGUUAUUUCCAAGCAGUCGUCUUAAAAGCAAGUCAACAUUGAGAGCUGCUAAAGAUUUUGCAGCUAGAUGUUUUGCCAAUAUGGGCAAUACAGAAGCAUGGAGACCAUUACAUUCAUUCUAUUGCCUCAGACCUUCUCAAGGUGUAAGGAACGUCUUCUUGAUAUCAGAUGGACAUAUUAAUAACCAGGAAUCCACCAUUGAGGAUGUUCGAAAGAACUGUCAGCACACCAGAGUUUUCACAUUUGGUGUCAGUUGCACUGCUAAUCACCAUAUUCUGCAGUCAAUGGCUAGAGUUGGUGCUGGUGCCUAUGAGUAUUUUGACAGUAAAACCAAAUCUAAAUGGGAGAGAAAGGUCAAGUCACAGAUUUCCAAAGCUGCACAGCCAGUUCUGACCUCAGUCAAUGUGGAAUGGCAGCAGUUUGAUUCAAAUUCACCAAUACCAGUACAGGCACCCAGUCAUAUUGUGUCAUUAUUCAGUGGUUCCAGACAAGUAGUAUAUGGGUUUGUACCGCACUGCACACAGGCAACACUGAAAGCUGAAAUAGAUGACCACUUUGUGUCAACAAUGGUCUCUACUGCAGAUCUCAAUAUCACUGAGGGCAAGAUUCUUCACCAGUUGACUGCACGUGCCAUCAUUAGAGACUGGGAAGAUGGGACAUUGGACAUAGAUCGGACUGAGCAUGAGGUGAAGAAAACUGAACAGAAAGAUUACAUUAUCAACAUUAGUAAAGAGUUCUCUAUUGUCACACAGUUUACAAGUUUUGUGGCCAUUGAAAAGAGAGAAAAGGAGGAAGAUCUCAGCCCACAAGGUCCCAGCAUUGAAGAAUUGGUUGCUAAGGAGGAUGUUGACAUCCUUAUGUAUGUAGGAUGGGAAGAAGGGAAGAAAGAUAAAGAAAUUAAGCUGAGUGGAGAAGAACAGAUAAAACAGUUAUUGGAUGGUGCAAAAAAAGAUGAAACUCUGUCUAACAUUCUGAAAGCUGAGAGGAGUUACCAGCAAGCAUACGAAGUAGCAACUAAAGAGUUAUCUGCAUCUCAUCCACUGAGAAUCUUGUGUGACGUACUGAUAGUGGGUCUCACAGUGGACUUGGUGUGCUUGGAGUGUGACAUACUGGUAGUUGGUCUCACAGUGGACUUGGUGUGCUUGGAGUGUGACGUACUGGUAGUGGGUCUCACAAUGGACUUGGUGUGCUUGGAGUGUAAGCUGGCACUACCUAAAACACCUCUAAAUGCAGACAGGAAAUAG
Saccoglossus kowalevskii is the source of this 3933-nucleotide messenger RNA. Its product is annotated as protein mono-ADP-ribosyltransferase PARP4-like. Lineage: Eukaryota; Metazoa; Hemichordata; Enteropneusta; Harrimaniidae. Gene Ontology annotation, molecular function: NAD+ poly-ADP-ribosyltransferase activity. The record is from RefSeq and is a predicted model, not a curated record. Gene Ontology annotation, cellular component: cytoplasm.